AUGGAUAUUACAGCAGAACUUAAGAGUCUAAAAAAUGGAGAAAUUCUCUUAGCAGAAGGAUUUUCAUUAUUUGAGGCUAUGUCAGCUACUGAAUUAUUUGACAAAAAAAUAGAUGUAAAACUGGGUUUGGCUGAUGCAGAUACUCCCUAAAAAUUAUUACAAUCUAAUUAGAUAAAAUCAGGAUCACAACUUACUAAUGAAGAAGUAAAGCUUAUUCAAAAUAAUUAUUUAGCUUAUAGGACUCUUUGAUUUAGUGAUUCAGAAAAUAACAUGUUGGCUUAAUGGAAAUGCAUUAGCUUAGACCAUUUACACAUUAGUAUAUUAGUAUGAUGAUUCUUUAUGGGAUAAUCCAUUUGUUCAAGCUUUGUUUGAUACUUUGAAUACAGUGGGAAGUCAAAUUUUCAAAAUAAUCAAGGAUGCUCCAUUCCUCAGAGAAGAGGAUUAUAAUCCAUCUGUCUUCAGUUUUAGAAACAAAAGAAUACCCACUAUUUAAGAGCUAUUGACAACCACAUUAAAUCCAUUGGAUACUGAAUUAAGUGGCAAAGUUAAGAAAUCUAAGCAAUUAACUAUAGCAGAUGCCCUGUCCUCAAGAAUUAAAGUACUUAAGGGCUUUUGUUUAAUUGUGCAAUGUCUUUAAUAACCAUUCAAUGCUGAAUCACAAAAAUAAAUAACAGAUCACAUCGAAUUUAUUAGGAAAAGAUUUGAUGCUGUUGUCUAGACUAAGGCUAUGGGAAAAGACAUGUAAAAUUAUUAGAGUGCAACAAUUCUUAAGCAUCUCAAAUCUAUGAUCAGUAUGAGGAAAAUACCAUUUAUAGAAAAUCCAUAUGAAUACUUUAGCACCAUGCUAAAUUAAUUAGAAGCAGUACUUGAUUUAAGUGCAGAACGAAAUUAUUUUCAAAUUCAAUAGAAAAUUUGUGCUUUAAUUCACGAUUACCCUAAGAAUAUUUUAGUUAGAGCUUAUCUAGAAUAAAAUCUAUUUAAAUAUGAUCAAUUCUUAUUCUUUCACUCAACUCCUUGGAUUAAUAUUAUAGUUGGAACUCUUAAUAAAAUGUUUUCCCAUAAUUUUGAUUAAUUAUAUCAAAAUGUAUUUAAGGAAUAUCAAGAUUGUCUAGUACCUGUCACUUAUGAAUACAUAAUUAAAUAAUUAAGAUCUAAAUUUAGAAAAAGUAGAGACUUCCAUAAAAAUUAUUCUCAUCUGUCAAUACUUGUUCAUCAUAGCAAUUAGAUUGACCAAGACAUCUUUAAAAACAAAAACCCUUUGAUGAUUUUCAGUUAUGAAAUUGCUGUACAAUCCAUGAUUCAACAAUUAUAAUAUGGUUUUGAUCUAGAACUCUAUUCAGAUGUAGAUUAUGCUAGUAUUUACUUCUAUUUAGAGUAUUUGACAACCAUUCUUGAUAGAAAUAGAAGCAACUAUGUUAGUCAAUUGACCAAUUCACAAAGAGAAUAAUUGCAGAACCAAAAUAAAAAGAAACCAAAAGUAUCUCCAUUGAUAGAUCAAAUGUACUCUGAAAUUCAAUAUUGGAAAGGAUUGAAUUGUCUUUUUAGAGUAAAAUGUUAUAAUAAUAACAGGGCUUAUCCAGAUUGUAUUAUACCUUAAUGGAAAAUGGAUUCAUCAAGAAAGUCCAAGACAUGAAUCAUAGAUAUUCCAAUAGAAUGAAGAUUUUCGAUACUUGCUACUACGUCAAAGCCGUUAAAUUUGAAGAAUACACCCAAAAGAUGAAUUCAUAUGGAUCAUUCUAAGAAACACUCAAAUUUGUCAGUUCAUCUCUAAGUGAAGCUUAACAGCUUUUUGCCUAAGCCAAAGAAAAUAAAAUUCUAACUUAAUAAAUGUAAGAUCAAUCAAAGGAUUUGGUUAUGGUAUUUUAUAUUUAUUAUAAUUAUUUUAGAUUUGUGUUGUGACAUCAGUCAAUGCUAUGAAAUUGAUACAAAAUUAAAAAUACUAAAUUUCAUAUAAGAAAACAAAAGUACCAUUUGUACCUUAAAUAGAGUUAAUUGCAUUAUAAUAAUGA
This is a messenger RNA of Paramecium octaurelia, 2009 nucleotides long. The record is from the annotation of a GenBank genome assembly. NCBI's taxonomy places the organism in Eukaryota, Ciliophora, Oligohymenophorea, Peniculida, Parameciidae.